Molecule: messenger RNA, 1556 nt
Organism: Podarcis lilfordi (Lilford's wall lizard)
Lineage: Eukaryota; Metazoa; Chordata; Lepidosauria; Squamata; Lacertidae
Source: the annotation of a GenBank genome assembly
AUGUUAGGUCGGCAAGGGGCAUGGCUUCUAGAGUUAGGCACGAAUUGUCAUAACUCUUGUCUAGUGAGCUCAGAAGAAUGUGAACAUUCAAAUCUUCUGGAAAAUUCACUUUUAAUUGUCUCAGUCAGUUAAACACAGCCACCAUUUUUGUCAUAUGUUCUCUGAUGCUGUCCCCCGGACGUAGCCUCAGCUCAAACAAACUUCUGGCGACAUUGAUUUUGGCUCCUGCUGUGGUUCUGUGAUGGACCCUCUCAAGAACCUGCCAAAUCGCCUGGGCGGCUGACUCCAUAACCUGUGAGUUAUGAGCCAUAACUUUUUCUGUUGAAUGUCUGUUUAGACUGCGAACAGCUGAAGUGCUUUGGCGUCCAGCACUCUUCCGAUGCGCCGCUCUGCUCCUCCUGGCUUAAACAGAGUAUAACAGAUAGCAAGUGUGUGUGUAGGAAUCAGAGGCAUGCAGAGAAACCCUCGUACGCAGCUCCUUCUAAUCUAAGAAACGUCUCUCCCUCUCUCAAAACAGAAAGUAAAUCAGCUCACAUAACAAAGCAUAAAACCCAGUAUGUGAACACUUCCCCCCCCCCAAAAGACAGGACGUAACUUCCCGAGCUAUUAACCCUAUAAGCUCUGGGUCUCCUCACACCUUCUUCCUCCUCUUCCUCCUUGCAGGGCUGACCUGGUGCCCGUUUACACCUUUGGGGAGAAUGACAUUUACCGACUGAUCCAAUUCCCCGAGGGCAGCUUCGUUCGCCGCCUCCAGCUCGGUUUCAAGCAGCUGACCGGCUUGGCCCCUAGCCUCUUCAGUGGGAGGGGCCUCUUCUCCAGCACCUCUUGGGGGAUCCAGCCCAUGGCUGCCCCCCUCACGGUGGUGGGUAAGGACCCACAAGGCUCCCCGUCCCUUCCUUAGCCUCCGCCUCCUGCCCCACAAACACCCCCGACUCACCAACUUGCUUGCAAAGAGCCAUAAACUCUUCAGCAUCGUACAAAACAGCAUGUUCUGGUGCAUCUCCCUUUUGCCCUCUCUUUGAACUGAAUCGGAGACCUGUGGAGUUGAAUGGGACCCCCCAAGGGUCAUCUAGCCCAACCCCUCUGCAAUGCAGAAAUCAAACGAGCCGCCUCAUUUUAUGGGGCUUGCUAUAGAGGGAGCUGCAAUUGCGUGUGUGUGUGCACACACACACCCCGACUUCUCCCCUUCCUUGGAGGUUUCUAAGCAGAGGUUGGGUGGCCACAAAUCAAGGGGUUGGGCCAAAUGACCUUUGGGGUCCCCUCCAUUCCUGCACUUAAGCCACCCCUGAAACCCAAGCCAGGGUGCAAAGCUGCUGGGGUGGGGAGGCCCUGGCUGCCAUGGGUGGGGUCAAGGGGCAGAGCAGACCCCCCAACCGCCCAUGCUUCUUCUCCUUCCUGCAGUGGGGAAGCCUAUCCCAGUCCCGCUCCGCCCGCGCCCCACCGAGGACGAGGUGAACAGCUUCCACGCUCUCUACGUCGAGGCCCUGAAGGAGCUCUUUGACGCCCAUAAAGAAUCCUGCGGCCUCCCGGCCUCCCAGCAGCUCCUCAUCACCUAG